Molecule: messenger RNA, 712 nt
Organism: Caenorhabditis angaria
Lineage: Eukaryota; Metazoa; Nematoda; Chromadorea; Rhabditida; Rhabditidae
Source: the annotation of a GenBank genome assembly
AUGUUAUUGAGACUACUCCUCGGUUUUUUGAUUUUUCUAUUUUCUGCAAUCGGAAUUCUUGUGAAUCUCAUUGUUUUACAACCAGUUUAUAAACUUUCUAAAAACCUCAACAAAUCAUCAGUUUAUCUCAUCUCAUUUUUCAACAUUCUAACAGAUCUUGUGAAUCUGAGCCAAUCCGCAUUCUAUCUAGCACCAUGUAUAAUUUUCAAGAGUUAUAUUUUCGGAGAGAAAAAUGAUGAGGGAAUUCCAAAACUUCUGGGAACUUUGGCAUUAGUAACUUGGUAUAUCGGGAAUAUCACACAAAUUGUGAUGGCGACGAACAGGUAAACUGGAGUAAUAACUUCAAGUUUUUGUUAAUUUUCAUUUCAGAUUUGUUGUUAUCUGUUACCUCAAUAAUAACAUCUUUACUCAUCGGAACAUUAAAAUACUCUUCGGAAUCACUUUGAUUUUUGCUAUUACCAAAGCCUAUAUUGUUCAAUACAUAACACCGUGUUGCGCGUAAGCUCACGCAAAAACUCAAUUCCAACUGAUUGUGAGGAAAAUUUACAGAUUUGUAUAUGAUUAUCAAAUAUUAUCCUAUAACUAUGCUAGAAAGCCUGGAAUUCCGAAUUACAGUGAUAUUAGUGAUUUACCAUUGAAUGCUUUUGCCACAAUUGUAGCUUUUACGUGUUAUAUUUUGGUAAGUUAUUUUCGACGAAAUUGCGAUCUUUGA